AUGGCUCGAACCAAACAGUCUGCACGAAAAAAUGCCUCUCUCUGUACACCACCCUCUUCAUCGUCCUCAUACCAAUCCAGAGAGCGUUCUCCCUCUCCACCACCUCGCCCUUCACCACCACACACAUCUUCUGCCUCUCCAUCUUCUCACAAUAGUCAAGAAGUUCUAAACCUCAUUCCUCUGUCUAUCUUUCUUCCACCACUAUACACUCGUCCUACACCAAACUACGCUCAAGUGCCUCCCCAUCUUCGCACUAGAAUCACUCCUCCACGCCGCUCCAUGCGCGUUCAAUGUGGUAUUGGCACGUCGAAAUCAAUGAACCCUAAGCCAUUUUACUUCAUCAUUUCAGACUCUAAGAGUGAUGACUCUUCUGAUUCGUGUCCCCCAGUAGCAAAAUCACCAACACAAACUGAACCACAAAGAAACACGAUGCCUACAGUAUCAACACCUCCACCACAAAAUCCACCAACAACUACUAACCCUUCGAUACCCUCAAAGUCGACUUUCUCUUCUGAACCUUCACACGCAACUCCUCCUCAUCAAAAACGGAGAUCGUUAAAUGACAUUGUUUCCCCUUCCACAAACCAAAAAGAACCACUCUCUCAACCAAAACCACCAACUAAACCCAUGAGAACCAAAAACACAAUCACUAUUGCUCAAUUUCUUGCUCGAAAAAAUCUCCCAAAUCCUCAAAGAAAGAAAACGCUUGCUCCAAAACAAAACCUAAAAACCAGUCAGAAACCCACCUCUCCAAAACAUUCUCCCGAAUGUUCCCCACCACAAGAACGUUCUCCAACUGCUCCUCCACCAGAAUCUUCUCCACAUCAACAAUCUUCUUCACAAAAGCAUCCCAAACGAUCUUCCCCUAUAUCCACAUCCUCUGAUUCUGAACCAUCUCCCCCAACUAAGAAAUCAAAGCAGAAUGCUCCUCCUCUAAUCUCCCUUGCAAAAUCAAAACUCUUCAAUGAAAAAUGGGCUCAACGCCCAGUUGGGAUAGGAAGAGUCUUUGUUUUUGAUAAUCUCGUUGUGGAUGGCAAUGCUGUUCAGCACCAUACGGAUGUUCUUGGAUGGACUUCAUUCUUAAAAAUCUCCGAAUCCUUUUUCCCAGAAGUCGUUCGUGCUUUCUACUGUAAUGCCAAAACCUUUGCUGACAAAUCUCUUUUUAUCUCAAAAAUAAAGGGAGUGGAAAUCAGAUUGACUCCAGACAUUUUGGCCAACAUCCUUCAGCUUCCAACAGAAGGGCCAUCUGUCUUUGGUGACAACUUGUAUUCAGCUCUGGGUCUCAGAAAGACAGAUGUUUUGGCCGAGCUGUUUGAAGAAAACUCCACACGAAGACGACCUUCCAAAAAUUCUAUUUCGUUUUCCUCUCCUUCUACUGAUCCCAAGGAAAUCUCAGACAAAACUCCUACACCAGAACGUUCUCCACCUCCUCCAGAACGUUCUCCAGAACAUAUCCCAUCACAUCCCACUCUUUUUGCUCAAACAUCUGGCACUAUCCCUUCACAUAUUCCCUCUUAUUCUCAACCACUUCACUGCCCUACACAUGACUUUAGUACUCUCUUGUCUAAUCCUCUUCUGUCUACCAUGUAUCCACUAUUUGUUUCACCACAGAAAACCAGUUCAUCCAUUUUUGGCAUAAGUCAGUUUUUGAACUUCCCCUCUACUGCUGACCACUCUACCUCAUCUGUUGGCCCCCUACCAUCUAUUUCAUCUUCGUUUGCCUCUCUUCCAUCCUUAUCUGCCAUGCCUAUUCCCUCCAACACAGUUGUUGCUACCUCUUCUCAACCCUCCGCUAACCUUCCCUCCACUGACACCUUAGCUGCACCCUCAAACUCUGAUAUCAUGGCCGCUCUCCAGAUCAUCAUGGCAAGACAAAUUCAGCACUUGGAUGGCUGA
Molecule: messenger RNA, 1896 nt
Organism: Cicer arietinum (chickpea)
Lineage: Eukaryota; Viridiplantae; Streptophyta; Magnoliopsida; Fabales; Fabaceae
Source: RefSeq, a predicted model, not a curated record